UCAGCCAUAGAAAAGAAAAGAAAAAGCAGUUCAAGUUUUUGAGAGAGAGAGGGAGAGAUGGGAGAGGAGGAGGGGAAGAGGAGGGUGGUGGAGUCGCUGGGAUGGCUAACGGAGUCGUCGAUUAUGCCGAAGAAGCACAGGGCCAUAGAGGGCGUGGGGGCCUCCUCUAUCAUGGAGUUGAAGGCCCAUCUCUACAAGUCCCAGGAGGAGUCCAAGAAGUCCAAGGACCCCGACGCCCUCUCCUUCCACCGCGCCAAGCCCACCAAGAUCGCCGACUCCUUCUCCGUCAAGAACUCCGGCGUCGAAUCCCGAGCCCUCAAGGACAAACUUGAGCUGAAAGCAGUGCAUGAUGGAUCAGCCAGCUAUGCGGCAUUAGAGAGGAAGGCCCAAUUAUAUGAUAAGAUAGUUAGGGGAGAGCUAUCUGAUGAGGAAGAUAAGGAGAAGUACUGUGUGGAUUUCUUCCGCAAGAACAAUGAGCAGGAUGAGUCACAGCCCCCUCAGGACCAAGAUGCUUCUGCCACGGUACCGCCAGAGAGUGAAGAUGGUGAGAAUAAUGCCUCUUUCUUGUUUAAUACGAAACCUUUGGGACUGGGGCGGACAGCUGGAACAAUGGACAAUGAUGAACACAAGCGCUUUGUGAGGGAAGUUCAUGAAGAGGCAAAUCAAGGGAGAGAAAAGGCUUCUGAGCUCAAAUUGCGCAGGCAAGAGCAAGCAGCAGCUCGUCGUGAGAAACUGAGACAGGCCUAUUUAAAGAAACGGCUAGAGAACCUGAAAGCUGCAUCCAAUGUCCAACAGACAUGAUCAGCAGUUCUUUUUGUUAGUUGCUGCUGACUUUACCAGCCCAAUUUUUACAACUUUUUUUUUUUUUUUUAAUGGAAUUAACUCCAUCAAACCUUCCAUAUA
This is a messenger RNA of Alnus glutinosa, 903 nucleotides long. RefSeq lists its product as uncharacterized. The record is from RefSeq and is a predicted model, not a curated record. Gene Ontology annotation, cellular component: nucleus. The coding region runs from base 58 to 801 and encodes 247 amino acids. NCBI's taxonomy places the organism in Eukaryota, Viridiplantae, Streptophyta, Magnoliopsida, Fagales, Betulaceae. The transcript has 3 exons.